AAUAAUGAAUGAUAUCUAAAUCUCUAUAAUAAUUAACAAUUAAUUAUAAUUAUGAUUUCAUUAAAUUAUGUAACGUCCCUAAUCCGGUCCGGUUCACUCAGUAUAUCUCUCACCUUAUAUUUCUUUCCGGCUUUCUCCUCCCCUCAGUCACAAAUUUCAUUCUUUGUUUUUUAAGAGGCAAUUUCAAAUUUCAAAGCUACACAGUGGUGAAGAAGGAGAGGAAAAGGAGGUCAGAAAGACUGAAACCCUAAUUCUUCAACGAAUAGAUUUCGCGCGCUCAAGAUUCUCUCGUCCACUUCAGUGGUUCGACGGCGUCGGGUUAUAGGUUUUUUGAGGCGAUUGGAGGAAAUGGGCUGCUUCUUGGGGUGCUUCCGGAUCAAAGAUGACGACAGCCGAAGAUGCCAUCUCUUCUCCAAAUUAUACUCGUGGAAGAAGAGGGAUCUAGUGCUGGAUCGGAAUCAGUACACUUCUGUCGUUUCAUGUGAAGAUAGAGGUAUUUCAUCUGAUAAAGCUGAACGGGAGACUCUCGAAGAGAAUUUUGAUGGGGAUGAUAGCAUUUGUGAGAAGCUAAGGCAAGAGGCAAAAUUCCUCAAAUCUUGUGGUGCUAUACUAGAAACUCCUAUCGAAAUUCGCAAAUCAUCUGUUGAGCAGUCUGUAGCUUCUGAUCCAUGUUGUAUAAAGCUCAACUGGGACCAGCAGCUUGAGAAGAAUGAUGACCUUCCUAUAUUGGAUUCUGAAACCUUAAUUUUCGAAGAAGAGAAACCCAAAAGCUGUGGACGUGAUGAGAAUAAUGGCACAACAAAGAAGAUGGUACGGUUUGAAGAACUGAAUCAUUCUAUAGUUGAGAAGAUAAAUGCUGAUGCAUUGGAGAUAUCCCCUCAAACUGAAAAUCAGAUUCAACCAUAUGGAUCUGAAUCACCUUAUCCUACUCCACUAAACUUAGUAGAUGGGAUGCAAACUCCAGGAACUAUAUAUCCGCAGAAUUCUGAGAAUUUCAGAACUGGGAGGAUCAGAGCUCAAUUCGUUUAUCCUGUUCCAGAUCUCUCUCAAAAGUCAUUCGAAUUGAAUGUUCUAUGUGAAGACAGGGAGAAUACACAGAAGGUGCCACCUGCUUCUCUAAAAAAGGAGCUGAGACCUCCAUUGCCAAGGGUUGAAACCAAGAACAACACGGAUUUCAGAAAGGAACCAUCUCAUUCUGAUCAAAGUCCUGAUGAAGACAGACCAAUUAUAGGAGCUGCUGCAGCUCAUUGGAAUGAUGAAGACCCUUCACGCAUCUCUCCAAAACAGUGGGAUGGCAAUGGAAUUCCAAAUUCAACAACCAAAUAUAAGGAGGACCAGAAAGUUAGCUGGCAUGCCACUCCUUUUGAAGUGAGAUUAGAGAAGGCCUUAUCUGAUGAAAAGGUUUAUCCUCCGAGGAAGCUUGAAGGAAGAUUGGUGGAGGUAGACGAAGAUGAGUGCAGCGAGUGAUGUUGCUAUCACUUUUUCAUUAUUAAUAAAGCUUAAGAUUCUAAAUAAAGUCCUUGUGACUAGCUAACCAAGAGCUUUCUUUCAUUUCCAGACACUUGAAGUUUGACUUUCCAGAUUUGCCGUAUUGCCCAGAUAAUUUCUGGAAACUUCUGUAGUGCUGCUACACCUUGCAGACCUGUGUAUGUUCCUUAUUGUAUAUAUAAACCUUUGAUUUUUUUUUUUUUGUAAAU
Dendrobium catenatum is the source of this 1697-nucleotide messenger RNA. RefSeq names its product protein JASON. NCBI's taxonomy places the organism in Eukaryota, Viridiplantae, Streptophyta, Magnoliopsida, Asparagales, Orchidaceae. The record is from RefSeq and is a predicted model, not a curated record. Gene Ontology annotation, biological process: male meiosis II. The transcript has 7 exons. The coding region runs from base 349 to 1467 and encodes 372 amino acids.